Messenger RNA from Tetrahymena thermophila SB210, 1647 nucleotides. RefSeq lists its product as hypothetical. The record is from RefSeq and is a predicted model, not a curated record. NCBI's taxonomy places the organism in Eukaryota, Ciliophora, Oligohymenophorea, Hymenostomatida, Tetrahymenidae. The transcript has a single exon.
AUGUAAAAACAAGGUAGUUUAGAAGAUUACAGUUAAUUGAAGAAUUUUUUGGAUCAAACAUUGCUGCAGUUAGGACUUGUUUCUGCAAGAUCUAAAAAUACUAUGAGUUUAUUUUUGUAGAUGUCGAAAUUAAACGAAGCUGUUCGUUUUCUAGAUAAGAUUAAAGACGAAGAUAGAUUGGUGGUACAAUAAUUUUAUCGCGUAUUCAGAGGCUUGUUGAAGAGCUAUGAGAAUAAUGGGAUUAUGUCUGAAGUAGGUCUGGUUAGUGGUUUCGAAAAUCUUUCAGACGAAUACAUUGUAGAAAUAAAGGAAAAACUAUUUAAAAUGACAUAAGGUUUAACGGGCUUAUGUAAUAGUAUUGUUAAUAACACUUCGGUACACUUGAUGUGGUAUUUUAUAUCACCAGAUUAAGAAGACUAAUAAGAAAUGAAUUCUAUUGUUGAAUACUUAUCAAAAACCUAUUAAAAAAAGGGUUUAGUAAAAACUUAUUUAGAUCAGGAAAUAUUCCUCAAAGAAAUGAGAGAAUAUGGGUUGAAACAAAACCCAAUAAUUGCAUUCAUCUCAUGCAACAAUUAUAAUAAAUAAAAUGAACAAAUUAUAGAUUGUAUAUUCAAUAUAUAGAGCCUUAUACAAGACCACAAGGAUAUUAAGCUUUAAGGAUUGAUUUUACAAGUUGAUAGUGAAGAAUCAUUUAAUUAACUUAAAAUAUUUACUUAAGAUAUUUCUAUUAAACAUGAAGUAACUUAUGAUUAUUUUGAAAUCUACAACGAAGUCUUUAAGUUUAUGAAUCCCCAAGAAUUUAGAAGAGUAAUACCUUGCGAUGACAUCAACUUGUACUAUCACACGAUCAAAGAAAAGUUCUUUAAAUUGCAUAUUGAUGACUUUUCAAAAAUAAGCAUGUUUGAUUUUGAGCCUGAAAGAAUAAAUCUGUAGAAUAAAUUAGAAUAAGCAAUAGAUAUUAUGAAAAAAAGAGAUAUUAAAGUAGACAAGUUCAUUUUAGCUCCAAAUAUGGCAUAGAAAUUAACUAAUGAGAUCUCAAAACAGUACUAAUAAUCAAAUAAAUCUGAGUAAAAAAUUUGUGAGGGCAUUCUUAAACUCUAUACUAUGGAAUCUGUAGGUUUUUAUAAAUUCAUAAAUGGAUGCCUAAACACAUUAAAUGAAGAUGUUGUAAUUCUAAUUUGGGAUUUGGUUAUGAUGCUAAGAGUUGCUUUAUAAAAAUAUGACGACACUCCUUACACAAAAAUACAAAUUCAAAAUGCAGUUGCUCCCAAGCUAUUCAGAGGAAUAAACCUAUCUCAAGACUACUUCAACAGAAUCAUAAAAGUGGGAAAAAUAAUAUGUCUAGCUUCAUUUAGCUCUUUUACUCUAUCUUAAGAUGUAGCAUUAUAGUUCAUCCUCCAAGAUGAAAACUUUAGUAAAGACAGAGCUUCUAUUAUAUUUGAAUACGAGCAUAAAAUUAGUACACAUAACUAUCCUCAGAGACCAAAAUCUGUAUCUUAAUUAAGUGCUUAUAGUAAAGAACAAGAGUAUCUCCUACCACCCAGCUAUAUGUUCAAAAUAUAUAAAAUAGAUGAACCAAAUAAUGAUUUCUAGUUCUAUAAGGUUUAUUUAACUCAAGGUAAUCAAACUUCAUUUUAGUAAAAUUGA